This is a messenger RNA of Hibiscus syriacus, 743 nucleotides long. RefSeq names its product nascent polypeptide-associated complex subunit alpha-like protein 1. Gene Ontology annotation, biological process: protein targeting to membrane. Gene Ontology annotation, cellular component: nascent polypeptide-associated complex; cytoplasm. The coding region runs from base 1 to 543 and encodes 180 amino acids. The transcript has 3 exons. Lineage: Eukaryota; Viridiplantae; Streptophyta; Magnoliopsida; Malvales; Malvaceae. The record is from RefSeq and is a predicted model, not a curated record.
AUGGAGAUCAACGGUCAAGGUUGCAGUUAUCUAGGGUUCAUUCACCCUCAACAGCGCCAAAAUCAGGAGAUACAUACCCCCCCAUGCGACGUCGUUUUUGGUAGGUCAAAGCAAAGCAGAAGUGAGAAGAAGAGUCGCAAGGCUAUGUUGAAGCUUGGGAUGAAACCAAUUCCUGGUGUCAGUCGUGUCACUGUCAAGAAGAGCAAGAAUAUCUUAUUCGUCAUCUCAAAACCAGAUGUGUUCAAAAGCCCAGCAUCAGAUACGUACGUAAUAUUCGGAGAGGCAAAGAUUGAGGACUUAAGCUCGCAACUACAGACUCAAGCUGCCGAGCAAUUCAAAGCUCCGGACCUAAGCAAUGUGAUAUCGAAACCCGAGACAUCGACCAAUGUCCAGGAUGAUGAAGAAGUGGAUGAGACAGGUGUUGAGCCCAAGGACAUUGAAUUGGUUAUGACACAAGCAGGAGUGUCCAGGUCAAAGGCUGUCAAGGCACUCAAGGCUGCGGAUGGUGACAUUGUUUCUGCUAUUAUGGAGCUUACAACCUAAUUGGAGCGUUUCCUUAGCAGUUUUUAUUUGGCUUAUGAGAGUUGUGUGCCUCAGGUCAGAUAUCCCUUAUUUUACCGCUACUGUUUUGUUUUUUCCUUCUCCUGUUUUGGUAAUAUUAUCUUUUAGCUAUGUUCUUGUUACUGUGUACUAUUAAAACCAUUUGGGAGUACAUUUCUGUUACAAUAACGAUCUCGGUUUUG